Messenger RNA from Rhopilema esculentum, 3280 nucleotides. RefSeq names its product transforming growth factor-beta-induced protein ig-h3. NCBI's taxonomy places the organism in Eukaryota, Metazoa, Cnidaria, Scyphozoa, Rhizostomeae, Rhizostomatidae. Gene Ontology annotation, biological process: extracellular matrix organization; cell adhesion. The record is from RefSeq and is a predicted model, not a curated record. Gene Ontology annotation, molecular function: cell adhesion molecule binding. Gene Ontology annotation, cellular component: extracellular matrix.
GCCACUUCAAUAUGUUCACGUUUUACCUUUUGUGAGCUGUGGAGUCGAAAUUAAGAGCAGACCCCCUGACCAAGAGCAACUGUCUGUUCGUUGUUUGCUCAUCACUUCGGGUAAGGUUGGUUUGAAGAAGGUCGCUUUCACCAACAGCAGGCAAACAAGUACCCAACAGCAGGCAAGCAAGUUUGAAGGAGGCAAACAAGUUUCAGGGUAAUGGGAAAAAGUGAAAUUAUUCUGCUCUGCUGCCUUGUGGCUUGUGUAUCAGGCGUGAAAUGGCAGUUGCCUGGAUACUUUUCUAGGCUGGAAAGAAUCGGACCAGGAAAAGAAGUGACAGUGUCUGACAAGAUGCGUGCAAAGGCUUUGGGACCAAACGUCUGUGUGCAGAGAAUCCCGAUUGGUUUUCAGACAAAAUGCGUUAUUUUAAACUACAAAUACAACUGUACAAUGACAUCUCAGUAUCGUACGGUUUUUCACUGUUGUCCAGGAUUUGCUGCAAUGCUACACAAGUCUGGUUGCCCUCACGAACUUUAUGUGUCCAACAAAACAAUUUUCGAGGAAAUUGAAAGAAUGGGACUGUCAACAUUGGCAACACUGGUUAGAACAGCAGGCCUGAAGGAAACGCUGUCUGGAAAAACCAAGUACACCCUGCUUGCUCCAAACGAUGCAGCUUUUAAAAAAAUUGACAAAGGCAAGCUCAAAGCGUUGAUGGCUGACAAAAAAGAACUUUCUAAGUUUUUGCUUUUGCAUGUAAUCAAAGGGAAAGUUCCUUCUUCAGCUCUCAAAGACAACCAUUUUGUUUCUUCAAUGGAGUCGAGCAAAUUGAGAGUAAAUCUAUUUAUGCAUAGGCGGGUUGUGACAUUCAACGGAGCACGUGUUGUGAUUGGAAAUAAAGGUGCAAGCAACGGCAUUAUCCACGUAAUCGAUUCUAUUCUGCAAGUGCCAAAGACGACAGGGGAAAAGCUGCUCGCAGGCAUUAGAAAGGUUUCAUUGUUUCGCAAAGCAUUAGUAAUGAAUAAUGUCACAAUUCCGGCAGGAUCAACUGUGUUUGCGCCCACUAAUAAAGCGUUUAACAACAUCGACGCAUCUGUCUUCAGCCGACUUCUGAGAUCGCCCAACUGCAUGAAGAACCUUCUUCUCAACCACAUUCUUCCCGAGCCGGUUUUCACAACAAUUAUUGACAAAGGAUCCUUUGGACUUCGAACUAAGGAAGGUACGGCAUACAUGAUGAGAAAAACAAAUGAAACAGUGAUGGUAGGCAAGGCCUUGUUUCUGCAAAACGACAUAUUGGCAAAAGAUGCAGUCAUUCACAUUAUUGACAGUGUUCUCGUUCCUACUUCAGCUUUGACUGUUUUGGAAAUUGCUAGGAAAGGUGGCGCCCAUAUUUUCACAAAUCUUAUCAAAGAAGCCGGACUGAAGCCGCUGAUGACUGAAAACGGAAAAUAUACAAUAUUUGCACCGUCUGAUGCAGCCAUGCAAAAGUUUAUAGGCAACAGCACAACAGACACCCUCCAGAACAUAACCGAUAUAAUCAAAUUUCACAUUGUGCCUCGCUCUUUACAGACGUGUGAUUUUGAGAAUGACAUGUUGCUGGACACCUUAGAUGGCAAGAAUAAGAUACGAAUAAAUGUAUAUGAUUACGGAACGAACAAUGCAGUUCAAGGGGUUUGUUUGAAGUCUUCCAAAUGCAACAUCGAAGCCUGCAACGGAGCAGUGCACGUGGUAUCUGAGGUACUUCGGCCUGCAAGUCAAACCUUGUUUGAUAUCAUCAGUACAGACAAACGAUUCAAUGCCUUCGCAGCGGCUAUCCAAAAAGCCAAGUUGGAGAACACAUUGAAAGGAAAAGGCCCUGUGACGAUUUUCGCACCUACCAAUGCUGCUUUCACCAAAUUAAAGCCAGCAUCUUUGGAAAAGAUCCUCGGAGAUGAGAAACGCUUAAAAGAUUUGCUUAAAUAUCACUUGAUACACGGCACGUAUUUCCGCUGCGCCUUUUCAAACGAUUGCCCAAUGACAGCUAUGAAUGGAGGAAGUGUUUUGGUAAGCAAGAACAAUGAUAUCAUCCAGGUAAACGGAGGAAAGGCGGUUGCGAAAGAAUUGGUAGCUUCAAACGGCAUCAUUUACCCUAUCGACUGUGUCCUGUCUGUCAAAUACAAUCGCUCGUUUUUCAGCCGAUUCUGGCAGUUGUUGGGUCUGUGAAAUCUUUAUCUAGGGAAGCAACGAACAAGAAACAAACAAAUCGUAGUUUAGAUUCAUUCACGAUGAUUUAAUACAGCGAUGUCCGAGAAUGUAGAUUUUUUCAAACUUAAAUACCAAAUUUCGUCUGUUCAUUGAUACAAAAGUCGUUUUUUAAGCUAACCAUUCUAUGCAAAGUUUGACUGCUAACUAGCAAUGCUUACUUUCUUCAAAAAUUUAGGAAAAAUAGCAACAUUAUACAUGGAAAACAUAGCUCCAACCAGCUUUUGUUGAAGAUAACAUUUUUCACCACAGAAUCUACAUGUUUUCAUUUGUGACUUGUUACAAUCUCCCUCGCCUUCUUCAUCUUUAUUGAUUUCUUAAAAAAAUUCCAUGCAUUCUGUUAUCUUACUUUCCGUGUUUCUUUGGCUCGCCAUUCUUUUCCCUUGAGCCAGUCAGUGAUAUCUGGCCUUAGGUCAAACUGAUCUUAACUUGGCAUGUUGUAAUUUAUGUACAAAUGCAAAUUUGGCAUUUUUAUAUGAAAUGAAUUUCUGGGUGGCGUCUUAAUUAAUUAAAAGCACUAGCUAACCUCCAACAUCACAAGAAAGGCGUUGCUGGAAGGAUUCUUCCCAUUACAAUGGUAGUGUUCUUAAUUAUCUGCAGCUGGAGCAACCAAAGAGAUUCCCAGUUUUAAUAGCAACAAGCUCAGGUCCUUAUCUGGGCAAAGCAAUCCAUAAACCUUCUCCAUAUCUGUUGUUUCUUUUGAUGCUAAGAAUUACCUCAAUGUACAUAAAUCUUCACUAUUGACAUGAAACUAAACCAUUGUCAAAGGUAUUCAACCAGGCUUUGAAUGAUUUAAUGCUUACCUGCCUCUACAACUGGAGCAUAUGCAACAAUACAUGCAACUGGAACAUACAGAUCAGGGCUUCGUAACAUGCAGUUCCAUCCAAAAUAUGCAGUUCUAAAAACAUUUUGUGCAGUUCAAAAAUGUUUCUUUUAACGAAGAAAUAAGUCAAGAAAAAAGGUUGGAAAAGACAUCUUUCUUUCUACCCUAGAAGUGUUAUUAGAGAGGGGGCUUAUUAAUUAUUCAAAGUAUAAAAUUAUAUAAAAUUGU